CAUUCCUUCCGUUGUUUCGUACAAGCAAACACGAGCUCGUGUAAUUAACCACCGUAAGCUUGUAAAUAAAAUUUAUUUUGGGAAUUUAUUAUUAAAUUAUAAUUUAGUAAGUCAUUAAGAGUCUAAUGGCUAUUAAUAAUUAUUAAUAAAAGUAAAAAUAACAGUUCUAUCGGAUUUCCGCAGUAAAAACACGUGGUGGUGCAAACACGAGGAACUUGAGAGAGUUCGAAACAAAGGACAAAGAAAGCCACUAGUAGUUGCGUCAUUUACCAGACAUACAAUAAAAAAAUCCUGAACAAAAGGCUUCAAGCUAUAAAUAGUUGAACAUUGAAGACAAUUGUUUUUUUUUUUUGUUUAGUUUCUUAUUGUUUACUUCCCAACAAUGCAGAAAGAAACGGAAUCCGUAAUUUGUCCUUAUGAUCGUAAUCAUAUUAUAGAUCGAUCAAGAUUGCAAAGACAUUUGGUUAAAUGUUCAAAGAAUUUUCCACCCAACUACAAAGAAACGUGUCCAUUUAAUGCUACGCACUUGAUGUCUGAGUCGGAAUUAAAAGCGCACAUCAAAGAUUGUCCGGAUAGAAAAUAUAUCGACCAUGAUCAUUUCCGUUUUGUCUUGAAGAAUCAUGGAUCUAUAAAUUCUUGCCCACCUUCUAUUGCUGAAAGUAAUAUUGAUCAUUAUGAUGAAUCUUGGAAUGACUGUUUAUCAGACACUUUUAGUGCCAGUGUAUCAGUUGUUAGUAAUAGUUCAUUGGCAUCAAGUGUAAAAAAGACAUUGAGAACCCCCAAGGGACGUUCUGAAGUUUUUAUGGUGGACCUGACUGAGGAAUCAAAUGCUGAAGAUGUUGAUUCUGUUGCCAGUUCUGCGUUUGUCUAUGGCCGUGGUAAAUUUAUGCAAAAUCCGAAAACUAUGAAUCUACCAAAAGUUGGUAGACGUUUGAAACCAAUUGCUGAUGAUUUGGAAGUCGGCGCAUCAGCAAUAACUGACGUUGAAGAUACUGAGUCUGUAAUAAAUUACGGUAACGGUAUGGGCCGUGGAAUUAUUCAUUCGAUUGGAAGAAAACUUAACAGUAGAUAUGAUAGUGAUACUGAUGACUCAAGAUCUACUGUUAGUACGAUUGGUCGUAGACCAAUAAGACGCUGAUUAUUUCUUCGAGAGAUAUAAAUAAUAAAUAUACAGACAUACAAAGUAAACCAGCCAGCCCCUAGCAGCCAUUUUUCUUUAAAAACUAUUUUUUAUAUAUUUACAUGUCACAAAAACCUUAACAUUUUUUUUUACUGAUUCUAGAAUAAUUAAAAAGUAAAUUUUCAGCAAAAUACCAGUAGUCAGCUGCCAUUCAUUGUCCAUAAAAAUAAUAAUUCAAUGGAUUUAAAAUACUGUCUCUAAAUCAUUAUAUUAAUAACAUAUAUAUAGGGUUAGUUAUUGAUAAAGGACUGGCAGUCGGAUACUUCUCUAAAUCUUUUUUUAUUUUAUAACAAAAUUAUUCUUCCUUUUUUUUUUUAUAUGAUUAAAAUAAUCAUUAACUUGAUAAUCAAAACUAUUAGCAAUAUAUGUCCAAGUAUUAAAAAACAAGUAUUUUUAUGAUCUCAGCGAGCUUAAGAGUUAAUGAGAAAUUAACAAAAAAUAUAUUUAUUUAGAGUAAAAAUAUACUUGAAAUUAAAUAAUUAAUUGUCUAAUAUAAGUUUAUAUAUUAGUGUCGGGCUUGCUACAUAAAAAAGUAUUAAUGAAUAAAAUAUAUUGCAUUAUUUUGAAAGAUAAAUGACAAACGAUAUAUAUUAU
Molecule: messenger RNA, 1774 nt
Organism: Microplitis mediator
Lineage: Eukaryota; Metazoa; Arthropoda; Insecta; Hymenoptera; Braconidae
Exons: 4
Coding region: 383-1138 (251 amino acids)
Source: RefSeq, a predicted model, not a curated record